This is a messenger RNA of Alternaria ventricosa, 681 nucleotides long. RefSeq lists its product as uncharacterized. Lineage: Eukaryota; Fungi; Ascomycota; Dothideomycetes; Pleosporales; Pleosporaceae. Gene Ontology annotation, molecular function: carbon-sulfur lyase activity. The record is from RefSeq and is a predicted model, not a curated record. The coding region runs from base 1 to 681 and encodes 226 amino acids. The transcript has a single exon.
AUGGACUGCCAAAAGCAGACCGGCAGCGCCUUCUACCUGAGUCUGAACAUCGAACUCUACAACAUCCAGAUACUGUCUCCGACGAAGCCUUCGUUCCUGAGCCGAGAGGUCAAACCGGGCCUUGUCGAUCGGUAUGCCGAGUGUCCGCAAUGUCAUGUCCAGCUUUGGGCUAGUAACCACCUGGGUGAUGCAGUCGUUGAGCUGAGAGUUGGCACACUGGACUUUCCGUCGCUCAUGGAGCCGGAUAUACAUAUUCACGUGGAGAGUAAGCUGGACUGGGUGACUUUGCCGGAGGGCGCGAAGACGGCGCAAAGAGGCCAUGAUUACAAGAAGUCGUGGCCGAAGAGUAGUCUAAAGAGGUUAGAUAUCUGUCUGAAGAGAGCGGAAGAGGUGAAGAAGAGGAGGGCCGCUGCGAUAAAGGAGGGUGCCUAUGCAACGAUUGGAGAUGAGGAGAACAAGGAGGGUGUCGUGGCGAUCGAGGGAAGUGGAGAGGGUGACAAGACGCCAACCGCGGGGGAUGUUGGGGGCGACGAAGAUGAUGAGGCUGAGGAGCAGAGAUUCAGGGAGACUGAGAAGGCGUUGCUGGAGCGGUUGGAGCGGUUGAGUCUGAAACUGCAGAAUGAAGAAGGCACAAAGAAGGUGGUGGAGACGUGUCUAGAGGACUCGAAGAAGAGCCCAUAA